CUCUCUUGGCAGCUCAUCUCGGUCGCAGACCUGCAUCUUUCCUGACACCCUCGUCGUUCUGCAAGAGCCGUCGCCUCGCAAGAGCCCUCCUUCAAUCGCCAGCACCCAGACAUGACCCGUGGAGUCCGCAUCUGCAUCGACCGCGGUGGUACAUUCACCGACUGCAUUGGCUUUAUCCCUAAGGGCACCGACGAGUGGUCGCCCGUUGUUGUCAAGCUGCUCAGCGUCGACCCACAGAACUAUCCCGAUGCGCCCCGAGAGGGCAUUCGCCGAAUCCUGGAGAUCGCCACAGGCAUCCCCCAUCCCAGAGACAAGCCCGUCGACACAUCUCGCUUGGAGAUCAUCCGCAUGGGCACCACCGUCGCCACCAAUGCACUGCUGGAACGAAAGGGCGAGCCUGUUGCCUUGCUUAUCACCAAGGGCUUCAAGGACUUGCUCAAGAUCGGUAACCAGUCGCGGCCCAAGAUCUUUGACCUGUCGAUCACCAUGCCCGAUGUGCUGUUCGAGCAGGUUGUCGAGGUGGAUGAACGAGUCACUCUUGUUGGAUACACCUCGACAAAGUCCGGCAUGGACGUUGUGGUUCCUGAAGGCGACGCUCGCUUCGUCAAGGGCAUCACGGGCGAGUGGGUCAAGAUCCUGCAGGCCCCAGAUAUCGAAAGCAUCCGCAAGGAUCUCCAGCAUGUCUACGACCGCGGAAUCCGAAGCGUGGCGAUAUGUUUGAUGCACGCAUUCACAUACCCAGAGCACGAAAAGAAGAUUGGGGAGAUUGCCAAGCGGAUCGGAUUCACACACGUUUCCCUGUCCUCGGAGAUCAUGCCGAUGAUCAAGAUCGUUGCCCGAGGCACCUCUGCUACCGCGGAUGCCUAUUUGACUCCUUGUCUCCAGCGAUACAUUCAGGGCUUCUUUAGCGGCUUUGAUGCUGGCAUCCACACCAAUGUGCGUGUCGAAUUCAUGCAGAGCGACGGCGGACUGACUCCCGUCAGCGGCUUCAGCGGCUUCAAGGCGAUCCUCAGCGGUCCGGCAGGCGGCGUGGUUGGCUACGCCCUCACCAGCUGGACACCGGAGGAGAACACGGCCGUCAUAGGUUUCGAUAUGGGCGGAACCAGCACGGACGUUUCGAGAUACGACGGCCGAUACGAGCACGUCUACGAAACCACCACGGCUGGUGUGACGAUUCAGGCCCCACAGCUGGAUAUCAAUACGGUUGCUGCCGGUGGCGGCUCGCGUCUCUUCUUCCGCAACGGCAUGUUUGUUGUCGGUCCUGAAAGUGCCAGUGCCGAUCCUGGUCCUGCGUGCUACCGCAAGGGCGGCCCUCUCGCCAUUACCGACGCCAACUUGGUUCUGGGACACCUGAUCCCCGACUAUUUCCCCAAAAUCUUUGGCGCCAGUGAGAAGGAGCCUCUGGACAUCCAGGCCUCGCUUGCACUUUUCCAACAGCUGACGGAUGAUGUCAAUGCGUUCUUGUCGUCGGAGGCUGCCAAGAAUGGCGGUGCCGCCGCCAAGCAGAUGACGCUCGACCAAGUUGCCUUUGGCUUUAUCAAGGUCGCCAACGAAAGCAUGUGCCGACCCAUCCGUGAGCUGACCCAGGCGAAGGGAUACGACACAGCGAAUCAUGUCUUGGCUUGCUUCGGAGGAGCAGGCGGCCAACAUGCCUGCGCCAUCGCCCGCACCCUGGGCAUCAAGCGCAUCCUGAUCCACAAGUACUCGGCGAUUCUAUCCGCCUACGGUCUCUCACUUGCCGAUGUUGUCCACGAAGUGCAAGAGCCAAGCGCCGUCGAAUUUGGCCCGCAGAGCCUUCCUCGCAUCCAAGAACGUGUGAACAACCUCGUUACCCAGGCCACUCGCGAGCUUGUCCAACAAGGCUUUGAAGCUGCGAAUGUCCACUGCGACGAGUUCCUGAACCUCCGCUACCAGGGUACCGACACGGCCCUCAUGACUCUCAAGCCCAAGCGCGACGAGGACUGGGAUUUCAUUCCGCCCUUCCUCGAUGCCUACAAGCAAGAGUUUGGCUUUACUCUGAGUGACCGCGCCAUCUAUGUCGAUGACAUCCGUGUUCGCGGUGUCGGUCGCAGCUCCAACAUCGAGGCCUCGGCAUUCAAGACCAAGGUCUACGAGGAGGUCGCCUCGAUCGAGCGCAAGCCAGCCCCGGCGCCGCACGACCGUGCCAGCAGCUACUUUGACGGCCUGGGCCGGAUCGCCGACACGCCCAUCUAUGUCCUCGACCGCCUCGAUCGGGGCAGCGUCAUUGACGGGCCUGCCCUUGUGAUUGACAACAACGCGACCAUCGUCGUUGACCCGGAGUGCUCUGCGCUCAUUACUUCUGAGCACGUUGUCAUCACCGUCGGCGAGUACCAGCAGAAGCGGGUCGGCACCGACUUGGAUCCCAUCCAGUUGUCGAUCUUUGGCCACAGAUUUAUGAGCAUCGCUGAGCAAAUGGGCCGCACGCUCCAGAAGACGGCCGUGUCGACCAAUAUCAAGGAGCGCCUGGACUUUUCGUGUGCGUUGUUUGGAUCCGACGGCGGGCUGGUUGCCAAUGCGCCACACAUCCCCGUGCACCUUGGCUCUAUGCAGGAGGCUGUUCGCUGGCAAAUGGAGUAUCUCAAGGACGGGAUCAAGGAUGGCGAUGUGCUGGUGACCAACCACCCAGCAGCCGGAGGCUCGCACCUGCCCGAUAUCACCGUCAUCACACCCGUAUUUGAAGAUGGUCGCAUUGUAUUCUUUGUGGCAAGUCGAGGACACCACGCUGACAUUGGUGGACUUCAACCCGGAAGCAUGCCACCCAACUCGCGCGAGCUCUACCAGGAAGGCGCAGCCAUCAAGUCGUUCAAGCUUGUCUCGAAUGGCAGCUUUGACGAAGCCGGGAUUACCAAGAUCCUGCUGGACGAGCCGGCUCAGUACGAGGGCUGCAGUGGCACGCGCUGCCUCAAGGACAACAUCUCGGACCUCAAAGCCCAAGUUGCUGCCAACCAUCGCGGCAUUCUGCUUGUCAAGAGUCUGAUUGCGGAAUAUGGCCUGGAUGUCGUUCAGGCUUAUAUGACCUACAUCCGCUCCAACGCCGAGCUUGCUGUGCGCGAGAUGCUCCGCUCCGUGAGCCGCAAGUAUGGUCCGGUGCUGCACGCCGCCGACCAAAUGGAUGACGGCACACCGAUCAACCUGACCAUCAAGAUUGACCAGACCACCGGCGACGCUGUCUUUGAUUUCACCGGCACCGGUCCCGAGGUCUACGGCAACACCAACGCCCCCCGGUCGCUCACGAACUCGGCCAUCAUCUACUGCCUGCGCUCGCUGAUCAACGAGGAUAUGCCGCUGAACCAGGGUGCGCUCGCGCCAAUCUCGAUGGUGGUGCCUCCUGGCUCGCUGCUGGCCCCUUCGGAGAAGACGGCGGUUGUCGGCGGCAACGUGCUGACGUCGCAGCGCCUGUGCGAUGUCAUCCUGAAGGCCUUCCGUGCAUGCGCCGCCAGCCAGGGCUGCAUGAACAACUUUACUUUUGGCAAAGGCGGCAAGUCGGAGCAAGGCGAGGUUGUGGAAGGAUUUGGAUACUACGAGACAAUCGCGGGAGGAAGCGGUGCCGGACCGACCUGGAACGGAAAGAGCGGUGUCCACACGCACAUGACCAACACCCGGAUCACCGAUCCCGAGAUCCUCGAGCGACGUUACCCUGUUAUCCUGCACGAGUUUGGGCUCCGCACAGGCUCGGGCGGUGCUGGCCAGUUCCGUGGCGGCGACGGCUGUGUCCGUGACAUUGAAUUCCUGGAGCCCAUCUCGGUUUCGAUGCUCUCGGAGCGACGAGUGCUCCGUCCGUACGGCAUGGAUGGCGGCCAGGACGGACAGGCUGGCAUGAACUUGCUUUACAAGAAAGAAGCCGAUGGCAGCUACCGAGUGGUCAACUUUGGCGGCAAGAACGCCACGAUCGCCCAGCCCGGAGAUCGCAUCAGAAUCCUGACCCCUGGAGGCGGUGGUUGGGGUGCUUCUGUCGGAUCCGAGAUGCAUGAAGGCCCCGAAGCUGCCCCGAUUGCUCCUGGGUUCGGCGGUUCGCUCCACCAAUACGCUGCACAGCAGUACUCUGUCUAAGUUUCCCAAGUACAUUGCCAAGGCCAGGGGGGCAAGGACGACCCGGAUUCCGCCUGAAGAAUCUGAGGACAACGCCUGCUCCUCGAACAGUGACAAUGCCGAAGGCGCUCAAUAAAAAUGCAGUGCUAUUGAGACAACGGAAGC
Messenger RNA from Polychytrium aggregatum, 4215 nucleotides. Its product is annotated as Hydantoinase B/oxoprolinase-domain-containing protein. NCBI's taxonomy places the organism in Eukaryota, Fungi, Chytridiomycota, Chytridiomycetes, Polychytriales. The record is from RefSeq and is a predicted model, not a curated record. The transcript is spliced from 25 exons. Bases 112 to 4071 code for a protein of 1319 amino acids. Gene Ontology annotation, molecular function: 5-oxoprolinase (ATP-hydrolyzing) activity. Gene Ontology annotation, biological process: glutathione metabolic process. Gene Ontology annotation, cellular component: cytosol.